GAUGGAAAGUACCUGAUGGUCCUGCUUCUGGAAGUCAUUGUGAAUGGGACAGUUGAGCAAUACAAGAUGGAGAAGAAAUGCCCAAUACAGAACGAAGCUAUGGAUGCCCCAAGCCCCGACAUCUGCUCUGCUGUCAGCCAAGAGGACAAACUGGCCUGUGCUGGAACACCUGUAACCAGAGACAUCUGUGAUGCGUUGGGAUGCUGCUACUCCCCAAAUGAUGCCAGAAUGCCUUGUUUCUUUGGCAACAUGUUGACCACUCAGUGCGCAGUUGAUAACAGCAUGGUGAUUGCAGUGUCCAAAGAUCUGACCAGGCCAUCCCUGCUUCUGGACUCGGUCUCUGUGAUUGGUGUGGACCCUACCUCUUGUCCUGGGCUGUCAGUAGCUAGAAGUAACUCCUUUGCAGCAUUCAAAUUCCCAUUAUCCUGUAGUAAUGCCGAUCAGGUCCCUGAUGGUCCAAUGAACUAUGAGAAUACUAUUGAAGUUCCAAGAACCAUAGAUACAUGGCGGGGUUCUUCUAUCACUAGGGACAGUAUAAUGAGGUACACUCAGACCGGCAUUGCACCGCUGGCUGUGACUGUGCAUACCUUGCCGCCACCUUCUCCUGUUAGUACAUCUGGCCCCCUCGAGCUGGAGAUGAGGAUUGCACGAGAUUUCCAGGAUGAAUUUCAGAGUCUUGCCAAUGAUUCUGCUUGCGGCCUCUCAGUAGUAAGGAGACCUGAUGAGACAAUGGUGGUUGGUGCUGCUUAUGAUGGAUGCUACGUAAGAGAAGAGGAUGGAGAGCACCUAAUGGUCCUGCUUCUGGAAGUCAUUGUGAAUGGGACAGUUGCGCAAUACAAGAUGGAGAAGAAAUGCCCAAUACAGAACGCUAUGGAUGCCCCAAGCCCCGACAUCUGCUCUGCUGUCAGCCAAGAGGACAAACUGGCCUGUGCUGGAACACCUGUAACCAGAGACAUCUGUGAUGCGCUGGGAUGCUGCUACUCCCCAAAUGAUGCCAGAAUGCCUUGUUUCUUUGGCAACAUGUUGACCACACAGUGCGCAGUUGAUAACAGCAUGGUGAUUGCAGUGUCCAGAGAUCUGACCAGGCCAUCCCUGCUUCUGGACUCGGUCUCUGUGAUUGGUGUGGACCCGACCUCUUGUCCUGGGUUGUCAGUAGCUAGAAGUAACUCCUUUGCAGCAUUCAAAUUCCCAUUAUCCUGUAGUAAUGCCGAUCAGGUCCCUGAUGGUCCAAUGAACUAUGAGAAUACUAUUGAAGCUCCAAGAACCAUAGAGACAUGGCGGGGUUCUUCUAUCACUAGGGACAGUAUAAUGAGGGUGACUGUGCGCUGCAGGUACACUCAGACCGGCAUUGCACCGCUGGCUGUGACUGUGCAUACCUUGCCGCCACCUUCUCCUGUUAGUACAUCUGGCCCCCUCGAGCUGGAGAUGAGGAUUGCACGAGAUCUUGGCUAUGAAGCUUACUAUGCUGAAGAGUAUCCUCUGGUCAGAGUGCUGAGGGAACCGGUCUACCUGGAGGUCCGCAUCAUCCGUAGAACAGACCCAAACCUGGUCCUAGUCUUAAAUGACUGCUGGGCCACCAACUCUGCUGAUCCUACACUCCUUCCUCAAUGGCCCAUCUUGUAUGACAGUUGCCCUUUUUCUGUAGACAACUAUGUGAGCAGCCUGAUUCCUGUUGGCGCUCCUUCACCGGCUAUACCUCUACCCAACUACUACAAGCGCUUCCUUGUCAACACCUUCACAUUUGUAGACGCCAACACCCAGCUUGCCCUUGGAGGCCUGGUCUACUUUCACUGCAGUGCUUCCGUAUGUGUGCCAUCUAACAUGGACAGCUGUGUGGUCUCUUGUGGUGGAAGGAGAAGGAGAAUGGCUGAAGAGCAGGAGCCGCUGUCUCUGAAGAACACGGUGACAUCUGAAGGACCUGUUGUAUUUGUUUCUGUGGAUGAUGAAGAAAUGCUAAAACUGGAAGGUGCUGAUCCCUCGCAGUACUCCACUCUGGACCUGGCUAGAGCACUAGCAACUGCUGGAGUUAUUGGCUUGGUGGCUGUCACUGUUGUAGGCCUGUGGCUACGUCGCAGGAGACAAACCUCUAACAUGAAAGUUACAAAUGCUUAA
Messenger RNA from Nanorana parkeri, 2112 nucleotides. Its product is annotated as zona pellucida sperm-binding protein 4-like. The annotation marks the transcript as partial. The transcript is spliced from 16 exons. Gene Ontology annotation, biological process: binding of sperm to zona pellucida; prevention of polyspermy. Lineage: Eukaryota; Metazoa; Chordata; Amphibia; Anura; Dicroglossidae. Gene Ontology annotation, molecular function: acrosin binding; structural constituent of egg coat. Gene Ontology annotation, cellular component: egg coat. The record is from RefSeq and is a predicted model, not a curated record.